AUGAAGCAUUUCCAUAAUACCGCCGUCUACCUUGAAAAUCACAGUGGGAUUACAAAACCUUCAAAGUCGAAGUCGCAAGACUAUCAAAAAGUGUGCAUUGAUGAUAUUGUUAUUGCCAGUGGGACUUUACAAGAGCACGUCCGGCAUUUGUCUACCAUUCUCGAAGUGCUUGAAGAACGCAAUACAUAUUUUAGUCCAGUCAAAGCAUUUAUUGGAUUUCCAUCCGUCAAUCUCCUUUGCCGGCGGGUGAAUUCGCUUGAUCUCAGCACGCCGCAAGAACGUGCGGCAACCAUUGUCGAGCUAUCUUUUCCUAGGAAGCUACAGCAGUUAGAGCACUGGCUUGGAGCCACCGGCUGGUUCUGA
Molecule: messenger RNA, 363 nt
Organism: Talaromyces proteolyticus
Lineage: Eukaryota; Fungi; Ascomycota; Eurotiomycetes; Eurotiales; Trichocomaceae
Exons: 1
Coding region: 1-363 (120 amino acids)
Source: RefSeq, a predicted model, not a curated record